AGGGACGAAUUGGCCGCAGCUAAACAGCGUUCCGACGGUUCAAAAAGAUCUACGCCAAGCCCUCGUUUAAAACCUGACGAUUUGUCUUUUCCUCACACCGCACCUGGUUCACCAUGUCAUCAGUCAAUUUCUCGCGAGACAUCAACAGAAAGGAGACGAAAAACUCUUGGGAUAAGUCGGACACAAAGACGCAUAAAAGCUUCCAGUACUCCAGCACUUCUUGACCAAGAUGAAGGCCGAUUAUGGUCGAGCAAUACAAAUCAGCACGCUAAUGACGAGGCACCGCGUAGACGUGAUUUGAAUACAGAGCAUCCAUUAAUAGAGGCAUCAAUUCCCUUCGCGCAUCCACGUCUUCAGAAAGAAUCUAGCAUCAAUAGCACACAUAAUGAAGUUCAAUCAUAUCCUUCUUCCAAAGACGGCAUGCCACAAAAUCAGCACGAAAGUGUAAUUCAAAAAUUUCGCAAAAGUUUUUCCCUGAGAUUUCAUAAACGUGGAAGUAAAGAAGGAAGUACUGAAGUUGAUGGGCAACCUAGUGUUCUUUUACCCCCUGAAAAUGAUGGAGAUUCAUCUGCAGUGACCUGUAUCAAUGUAGACGAUCAUAAAGAGUCUAUUCCGGUCACCGAACAACACAAAGAAGACUAUGCCGAUCAAAAAUUUCGAUUUGGACCUCUCGUCUGGAGAUCUAGUAAAGAGAGGAAAAAAAAUAAUAAAGCCGCUCGUAAUGCUAAAUGCAACAGCGGUGACAGUGGAAUUCAAAUUGAGAUAACUGGAGGACGGUCAACUGAGGGCAGUAGCGGCGGAAAUCACGGUGCUGGUGAUAGUUCUGAGUCACACGACACUGAUGCACCAGAUGAAACCGAUAGUCCUCCGGCUCUUCGACGCCGGGUUAAUGGAAAAUCUCGACCACAAUCCGAGCUUAUUAACCAAAUACUUAUAGAUAAAUUUAAGACGGAUAUUCAACAAAAUCGCUCCUCUCGGCAGUACAACGUCCGACGAACGAACAGCGAUUUAGGUGGACAAAGAUUAUUUCAGUGGGACAGCAGGACCUACGGUGGUCAAUUAUAUUACAGAAGAAUGUUGUCAACACCCUCACCGAUAAAAACACGACCACCCAGACUAAGUCCGAGACACUCCUCUCAUGAUAUCGUUACGCUAAGAAGUAACGUCAGGGGGAGAAACUCUCGGACAAAUUUAAGACGAUCGUUGAGUCAACCACUCGGGAUAAAUCAACUAUCUCCGCUGAUGCGCACCAAAACUGCAGGUGCUAAGUUUCCGGGUGGUACUGUUCUGUCAGAAGAUGAACAGGAUUUAAAAUCAGGAGGUAGCGGUGGUACUGGCGUUAUCGGAACAUCCGAUGACGAUAUGAUGUCUGAUUCAGAGUCAUCGAUCGCUUCAUUCUCAGAAAGAAAAAAGUCCUUUGAGCAGCCAAUGGAUGAAGAAAUAGCGAUACUUGCUGAAGCUGUAUGGGAUCAUGUGGCAAUUGAACCUGAAGAACUUGCUUUUAGAGCUGGAGAACUUAUUGAUGUACUGGAUACACUAGAUAAAGAUUGGUGGUGGGGUUGUUGUAGAGGAGAACAUGGGUGGUUUCCUGCAGCAUUUGUUAGGUUACGUGUAAGUCAAGAAGAAACCGUAGAAGACUGUCUUGCAGCGAUGGCGUCCGGUGUAUCCUCAAACUCCCAAUCACGAAGACGAACUAGUAUAUCUCUUCUCUCAAAUGAACAAGUUCGAAGCAGUGUGGUACGAGAACUUGUGCAAACUGAACGCGAUUUCGUAAAAGUGUUACGUGAUGUUACGGAAGGUUACAUUGCUGAGUGUCGCCGUCGCAUUGAUAUGUUUACUGAGGAUCAAAUAGAAACUAUUUUUAUAAAUCUUGAAGAUCUUCUAGAAUUUCAAACAGAGUUUCUUAAAGAUCUCGAGGCACGUAUCGAUUGGAAUGCGCCCCAUAAAAGCUGCGUCGCUGAAUGUUUUCUUAUUCACCGUAACGGGUUUCGAAUGUACUCGGAAUAUUGCAACAGUCAUCCAAUGGCAAUUGUAACGCUUCAAGAACUCUACCGUCACAAUCGAUACAGUAAGUUUUUUGAAGCUUGUCGAUUGAUGCGCGGCCUCAUCGAGAUUCCUCUUGACGGUUAUCUUCUAACACCCGUUCAAAGAAUUUGCAAGUAUCCACUUCAGCUUGCCGAGUUACUUAAAUAUACCAAAGUCGAUCAUCCGGAUUAUCAUAAAAUAAGGGAAGCAUUGGAUGCCAUGCGUGCUGUUGCGGUUCUUAUAAAUGAACGUAAAAGACGAAUGGAGAGCUUAGAAAAGCUUGCAGCUUGGCAACUAAGAGUUGAGGGGUGGGAGGGUGAAGAUUUAAUAGAAGUUUCAUCCCAACUAAUUUUUCAAGGUGACGCAGUAAGAGUAACGACUGGAAUGUGGACUAAUAACAUCACUCUCUUCUUAUUUGAUCACCAGCUAGUUUAUUGUAAGAAAGACAUUCUGAAACGUGAUACGUAUGUAUAUAAAGGCCGAAUUUAUUUAGAUACUAGUGAAGUGAUCGAUGUUCCCGACGGUAAAGAUCAUCAACUUGGCGUUACUGUAAGACAUUGUCUUAAAGUAUACAGUUGUGUACGAGACAAAUGGCUACUAUUUUGCUGCCGAACGGCUGAAGAUAAACGUAAGUGGCUUGAUGCAAUGGCAGAAGAACGGCGGUUAGUUGAACAAGAUCGUAAUGAAGGUUUAGAAUUUCCUGCCGCCGCUAGGCAACUUGCUCGAUUGGCUGCGACAAGACAAGAACAUCGUAGGCCACCGAUAAAACCUCGAAAUAAAACUUACAAAAGAGAAUCGUAUGAGAUGCCCGCAUUCCAGCCAAAUUCUUCAAACUCUCUCGGCCGUAAAGUUGGAACGUGGUUUACUUUCGGUAGCGGCAAAAAAGGAAUUAGAUUACGGCCAUCUUGA
Cotesia congregata is the source of this 2934-nucleotide messenger RNA. The record is from the annotation of a GenBank genome assembly. NCBI's taxonomy places the organism in Eukaryota, Metazoa, Arthropoda, Insecta, Hymenoptera, Braconidae.